AUGGAAGGCUCAGAUCCAUUUGAUGGCGAUGAGGACGCCGCUCUUCGCUACGCAAUCGCUCUUUCACUGCAGGAUGCAGAACAGGACAAACCCAUUGAGCUGAGCUCCGACGACGAUUCUGACGAUUUGGACAAAGCGCCUAUUACAACGCCGGCGAUGGGCGGUCUUGCCGCUCUUGACCGGAAAAAGAUGGAAGAAGAGCGCCUGGCCAGACAAGGCAAGCGUAAAGCACCUGAUUCCGAGCAGGACACCCAGGGUGACAGACAAAGGCUCAAAACCGGGCCAUUGCCAACCAUUGAGAGAUUGGGCAUGACCAGCAAAGCAAACCCGACCUUGGCCAACCCAAAUUCACAAGGCCUCCCUUUCCCCAGGGGGGUGGUGAAGAAGACCUGGGCGUACGGCUACCCCCGAACAGGCGACGACAUCAAAAUCGAAGAAGUCUUGCAGAAGAACGAAUUGGAACUCGCCGUCAUCAGCUCCUUCCAGUGGGACGAGGAGUGGAUGCUUUCCAAGAUUGACAUCAAGAAGACGAAGAUCGUCUGCAUCGCCUUUGCCUCUAGUAAGCAACAGCAAGAUGAGAUGACGGAAAAUGUCCCCAAGGGCUCUGCUAUCAGAUUCUGCUUUCCGCCAAUGUUGCCGUACGGCAAUAUGCACUCCAAACUACAGAUUCUGAAGUACCCCAAAUAUCUACGACUCGUCGUGCCCAGCGGCAACCUUGUGUCUUAUGACUGGGGCGAAACUGGUGUCAUGGAAAACAUUGUCUUCAUUAUUGACCUGCCACGAAUCGAGGACCCGAAAGCGCGAGAAGAAAACCAACUUACCAUGUUCGGCGACGACCUGCUGUAUUUCCUGGAAGCCCAAGGCUUACAGGAGGGUCUGGUUAACAGUCUCAAGAAUUACGAUUUUUCGGAGACGAGCCGUUAUUCUUUCGUUCAUAGCAUUGGCAAGACCCACACUGGCGACAGCUGGAAACGCACAGGCUAUUGCGGACUUGGUCGUGCGGUGACUGCCCUAGGACUCGGCACCCAAGAGGAUGUAGAGAUCGAUUUGGUCACGUCGUCACUUGGUUCGGUCAACAAAGACCUGGUGGCGGCUAUCUACUACGCUGCAAAAGGCGAUGAUGGCAUGAAAGAAUAUGGCGAGCGAACCACGAAGACUGGCAAAGGAAAAGCCGAAAAGCCGUCUGCCUCGACGAUAUGGGCAGGAUACCGGGACCGUCUUCGGUUGUAUUUCCCCUCUCAGGACACUGUGGCCAAGAGCCGUGGUGGCACACAGUCUGCGGGCACCAUCUGCGCUCAGUCGAAGUGGUGGGACGCUGCAACAUUCCCGCGAGAGUUGGUCCACGACUGUAAAAGUGUAAGAGAUGGUUUGUUGAUGCACAACAAGAUCAUGCUUGUGCGACUCCGUCAAGCUGGUAAGGGGCCACCCGCCUGGGGGUACGUUGGAAGUGCGAAUCUUUCCGAGAGUGCUUGGGGUCGCUUGACCAGAGACAGACAGACUGGCAAGCCAAAGCUUACGUGUCGGAAUUGGGAAUGCGGUGUCAUCAUCCCCACGGCUGAUGGCGGACAGACAGCAACGGGAAAGGGUGAUUCCAGCGUUGGAAUGUCUGUGUUCUUGGGCAGCAUUCCGAUUCCCAUGGUUGUCCCUGGUGAAACAUAUGGGCAGACUGGUUCGAAGCGGCCCUGGCUAUUCCUCGAGAAUUGAGCUGUUACCGAUGACCGUGUUCCAGCUUCCAGAUGGACGGUUGAUGGCCGCCGAUAGAAAGGGACCUUGGACGAAGCGGUUUAAUUGCCAUUCUUAAGUAGAGUCAGACACGGACGUAUCAGCAAUUAACAUUAUGUUGUUGUAGAAACAGUGGUAAUGUCGGCUUGCGAGGUUCACUGUAGGAUGGAAGUGGGGUGACGGAGUGAGAGCUCUGGCAGCUGCGCGAUCCAAGCUCCAAAACUCCAUCAUCGCGAAAUCUGUAGCCAUUCUGACAUCAGACCCCUCC
Pseudomassariella vexata is the source of this 1990-nucleotide messenger RNA. RefSeq names its product ubiquitin interaction domain-containing protein. The coding region runs from base 1 to 1704 and encodes 567 amino acids. The transcript is spliced from 9 exons. Gene Ontology annotation, molecular function: 3'-tyrosyl-DNA phosphodiesterase activity; double-stranded DNA binding; single-stranded DNA binding. The record is from RefSeq and is a predicted model, not a curated record. Gene Ontology annotation, biological process: double-strand break repair; single strand break repair. Lineage: Eukaryota; Fungi; Ascomycota; Sordariomycetes; Amphisphaeriales; Pseudomassariaceae. Gene Ontology annotation, cellular component: nucleus.